Triticum dicoccoides is the source of this 1648-nucleotide messenger RNA. Its product is annotated as protein MIS12 homolog. The transcript is spliced from 11 exons. Gene Ontology annotation, cellular component: chromosome, centromeric region; MIS12/MIND type complex; nucleus. Gene Ontology annotation, biological process: mitotic cell cycle; kinetochore assembly; mitotic sister chromatid segregation. Bases 469 to 1212 code for a protein of 247 amino acids. Lineage: Eukaryota; Viridiplantae; Streptophyta; Magnoliopsida; Poales; Poaceae. The record is from RefSeq and is a predicted model, not a curated record.
CAGCCCGCUGUCUUUCUUCCUCUACCCCCGAUUCCCUCGUCUCCCGCCGCCGCCGCCGCCCCCGCACACCGGCGACCUCGCUCCCGGGCUCGGCCCUCUCCCCACCGCAGCCGCCCUCCACCCCCACUCCCUCCUCCUCCCCUCGCCUUCUCCCCCAGAUCGAGCAGCAGGUCAGGCGGCGGCCAGAUCCGCCACGGUGCUUCAGGAUCCGCGCCGUCAUCACGCGAGGGAGGUCGGCUGCUUCUCCCCAGUCGCUCGCGCGCCAGGAGGGAGCUCGCUGCGGCUCGGCCGCUCCGACCCUAGCGUCAACGCCAUGGAGCUCGUCAACAAGGAGAACUUACCCCUGGAGGAGGGAUUCGGGAGCCUGAGAUAAAUCUUCGGGCCCAACAAGCAGGCUCCAGGAGGAGGAGGGUUGAGGCGUGGAUCGAUGUAGGUAGCUAUGCUGAUCGCCAGGCCUGCACAUGAGGUAUGGAAGGGGACGACGAGACCUCGGCGGUGGAGGCAGUGCUGGGGCUGAGCCCUCAGAUCUUCAUCAACGAGGUCCUCAACAUGGUUGACGACAUCCGCUUCCAGGCCUUCGAGUACUGCCUCCAGGAAGGUGCCCCCGCGGCCGUCAGCACCGCCACGGCGACCAAUCAGGCUGAGGAGCUAAAACGGGGAGUAAAUGCAAUUUGCAACUUGGUAACGGAUGUAUUGAACAAAAGAAUGAGCAAUUGGGAGAUGUAUUGCCUUCGGAAAUGUUUAACUGUACCUGAAGGAUUUGUGGCACCUGAAGAUGAUAAUUCUUCUGCAACGGUGUUGCAUAAAGAUGGGAAUUCUGAUUCGGAACUGGAUGCAGAACUUAAUUUUUUGAGAAAAAAACUGGCAGACGCUAACACGGAAUCUGAAGAACUUAGAAGAGAAAGUACUUCCUUGGAAAGGCAAGCUACAUACAAAAGUAACCUUAAUUCCUCUAUAACUGAAGUACUGAAGUUGUAUGAAGACAAAUCUGUUAAGGAGAAUAUUCAAGGUAUUGUGAAGGCAAUACCGAAGUUGCACCAGAAAAUGAAGGUUAUGAGAAGGAAAAAGGUUGAGGUUGAGGCCAUGGUGGGUCAAAAUGUUUGGAAUGUCGAUUGUCUUAGAGACCAGAAGCGUUUAGCACCGGGUUCUAGUCCUAGCACCGAGGACAUUCAAGAGGUGAACACGGCCAUGAAAGGCUUGCGGAAGGAGUAACUUGUGUUGUGGGUGUUUGCAAUAUGAGGAUGUCGACCACUCCUUGCACUGCCAGGUGCAUCAAUGAAAAAUAGAGCAUAUACUAAGGAAGGGGCCCCGGCGUAUUCUAACUUGUAUAAUCAGCAGAAGCUACAACUGCAACCAAUUGACCCAGCAGGAGUUGAGCACACGAAGGCCAAGCUUGCGUCCAGCUCUUUCUUCAGCAACAGACCGCUUGUUCCUCUAUAACUUCAACUGGGUAAUACCAUGGUGCUUGCGCUUACCAUCGACAAUACCCUUGGGGACUGGCUUCUUCCUGCCACAGAUACCACUAUAGGGUUACUAACACUGUUGAACACAGACCUUUUGUUGUAAAAAAUAAUAAUUCCAAUGCUCAUUUGAGCUGGGCUUUCUUCGUGGUUCAACCAUUGUGGCGUUUUGCGCUGCUGCAGAUUCA